Messenger RNA from Cherax quadricarinatus, 1806 nucleotides. The record is from RefSeq and is a predicted model, not a curated record. Lineage: Eukaryota; Metazoa; Arthropoda; Malacostraca; Decapoda; Parastacidae.
AUGUAUAAAGCACAAUCUCAAGGCAAGGAAAUCAGUUGGGGCUUCGCAGACACGAGAGAGCUGAGUGUGUGCUACCGAGCCAGGGCGUCCAGUCUAGAACAGAUUGAAACUUACAUAUCCUUCGCAGUCUCCAAAGAAAACGUGGAUGCUCUGGUUGUUAUGCGUAUAGGUUCUAAGCUGGACGUAUAUGUUCACGACGUUGGUCAGCCUGGCAUGGACAACCUAUACACAGACCUCGUCCUUCAUCGCUGGGAGCACCACUGUCACAUCUUCUCUCAGGGUAACUACAGUUCUUUCAUCAACGGUAAGAAGCGAGCCGGAGCACCACUCGUCGAACCGAACAUCCUGCUGCCUCUUAACAGCACGCUGUGUCUCGGCAUGGAGCAAGACUCUGUUGGCGGCGGCUUCGACAAGACGCAGAUCUUCCGCGGACACAUAACUCAGGUCAACAUCUGGAACAGGAAAAUCAGCGACCAAGAUAUCCUGGACAUCGCCACCUGCAGAAUAUAUGGCGAGGGGAAUGUCUUCUCGUCAGAUGUUGACAUUAUGGAAGAAGUGGGAACGACUCUGGAAUUUAUGCCACUUGAUAAACUAUGUGAACCGGAGAGUGAUUUCUUUAUCAUCCCAAUGAUGCUAAAUAUUUAUGAAGGAAGAAAAGCGUGCUACAGACUCGGCUAUGGUUUAUAUUCGCCCACUACAGCGGCUAAAAGUAGGGAAUUGUACAACAGCUCUCUGCAGUUUCUGGACUCCUGUACCAACACUUACAACAUGUGGAUUGGGGUGACAGACGAAGAGCAAGAAGGUGUCUGGAGGAGGAACUCUGACAAUACAAUUUUAACUGACUUAGCCUGGGAAAAUGGUCAGCCAGAUGGACAGAGAAUACAGAACUGUGUAUAUAUGUCAGUGUUCUCUGGCCUGUGGAGCGACGAGGACUGUGGACUUGGCAUCCUUUCCUGUAUAUCAUGUACUAAGAGACAGAACCCGCCGCUUAUUCUCAGAGGGAUGUGCUUCAGGACGGAGGCCGAGACUUCUUUCGAAAUCCUAGGAUACAUCAACAGGAUUCCGUAUUUCCAUGGGUUCUAUGGUUUAAUGAUUUACAUGACUGAACCAGGCUCUUGGGUUCUGUUCGACACAAAAAUUAAUGCGACAUUAGCCACUUUAUCUAUGAAUUCGGUCAGCGACUUUCCUAUUGGCCGAAAAACUUGGAUUGUCAAGAAUCCUGUCUGUGAUCUUCCCCAGCACUCUAAAUUAGAGCUCAACCUCUCGCCUUGUCACAGCACAGAGUUUACCUGUGGCAAUGGAGACUGCGUUACCAAAGAACAACGCUGUAACUCUCGCGACGACUGCAGUGAUUUCUCUGACGAGAAUGAUUGUCAUCUUGUAAUGAAACCGGAGAGUUAUCGCUUUGAGAGACCCCCAGACUCACUGCAUACAGGCAAACCUCUCCAGCUUUCCUCCUUAGUCCAAGUUCUCCGGUUCACGGAUAUUAACGAUGUCAGGAGAAUUGUUAGCAUCGAACUGAUCGUGAUGCUCUUGUGGAAGGACACGCGGCUUAAGUAUCUCAACCUGAAGGAUACGAUGGAGUGGAACAGACUCACACAGCAAGAAAUAGACAUGAUAUGGAGACCUGUCCUGGAAUUUCCCAACGUUCAAGAUGGUCAAGUAAGAAUGUUGAAAGAGAGGUUGUACUUGGACAAAGCUGGUGAGCCUCUUCCCGUAGAAUUCAAUGAUAUAAAAAUGGGUAAGAUUCUAUCAUCUUUCUCUCCUAAAGCUUCGGUAUAUAGUGACAAAGCAAUAUUUUACUAA